Messenger RNA from Coccidioides immitis RS, 315 nucleotides. RefSeq lists its product as uncharacterized. The record is from RefSeq and is a predicted model, not a curated record. Bases 1 to 315 code for a protein of 104 amino acids. NCBI's taxonomy places the organism in Eukaryota, Fungi, Ascomycota, Eurotiomycetes, Onygenales, Onygenaceae. The transcript has 4 exons.
AUGAGUGCCCGCAAGAGCAGCAGGACCAACCACGAACGGCCAAUCUUCGCCCCACAGACUCCGCGUUUGCAGCUCCAUCGAGUUACUCCGAGGCGGCGAGGCACUGGAACGGGUGCCGCACGACGGGCUUCCGCAACGAGACACAUGCCUACUGGUAAACAGGAAAGAGCUACGCAGCCAUGGAACAAGCAUCAUGGAGAGCAACCUGUUGCUGCUUCAUACUACCCCCAGGUAUUCCCAGCAAGCUGCAUGCAAAGCUUGCUGGAGUUCUCGUCGCCUGGGAAGGGUUUCACCUGGGUUUGGGCCGGAUGGUAA